This is a messenger RNA of Cuscuta campestris, 1531 nucleotides long. The record is from the annotation of a GenBank genome assembly. NCBI's taxonomy places the organism in Eukaryota, Viridiplantae, Streptophyta, Magnoliopsida, Solanales, Convolvulaceae.
AGCCAAAAACAUACUCCCUCUGCCUGGAAAAAACACUCUCCACCUUCGCUCGCUUCUCUCCCAACACCACUGGUGCCUGUGCGGCUGAGCCCGAAGCCCCUGACUUCUUGUCCCUUCUUCGUUGCUUCUGCCCGCCCGAAUUCUCCCCAGGCAUGGAUGAUGUUGACAUAGAAUUGGAUGAAAUGUCGUUAGUUGCAGCGGCUGCUGGUUAUUACUACUACAAUUGUAUAAGCAAGAACCCUAGUCAUGCUUUGUCCUCUAAAGGGUCUGGGUUCAUGGCUGAAUUACUCAAUGGCCCCGAGGAUGUGUGCAGGGAUAUGCUUAGGAUGGAUAAGCAUGUCUUCCAAAAGCUAUGUGAUGUUCUUCGACAAAGAGGCAUGUUGCGUGACACAUCUGGUGUCAGUAUAGAGGAGCAGCUGGCAAUCUUUUUGAGUAUUGUUGGCCAUAGUGAACGCAACAGAGUUAUUCAAGAACGUUUCCAACAUUCUGGUGAAACGAUAAGCAGGCACUUUAAUAAUGUACUGAAGGCUCUUAAGUCAUUGUCGCGGGAGUUCCUUCAGCCUCCACAACUCGACAUUCCUCCUGAGAUCUUUAGAAACAAUCGGUUCUAUCCAUAUUUCAAGGAUUGCAUUGGUGUAAUAGAUGGUUUGCACCUUCCUGCUCAUGUACCAGCCAAGGAUCAAUCUCGUUUUCGCAACAAAAAAGGAUACUUAUCACAAAAUGUGUUGGCUGCUUGCACUUUUGAUCUUCAAUUCAUAUUUGUCUAUCCUGGUUGGGAAGGCUCAGCUGCCGAUUCACGUGUAUUAAGAGCCGUUCUUGAUGAUCCAGAUCAGAACUUUCCUCCAAUUCCUGAAGGGAAAUACUAUCUUGUUGAUGCGGGCUAUUUCAAUUCUGAGGGUUUUGUUGCACCAUUUGAAGGAGUUCGUUAUGGCCUCCAUGAAUACGGAGGUGCUAAUCAAUUGCCAAGGAAUGCGAAAGAGUUGUUCAAUAACCGUCAUGCAUCAUUGGGGAUUGCUAUUCAGAAGUCAUUUCAUGUCCUAAAAACAAGAUUUCCCAUCCUCACCAUUGCUACUCAAUAUGCUUUUCACACGCAAAGGGAUAUUGUCAUCGCAGCAUGUGUUCUUCACAAUUUCAUUCGAAGUGAAGAGAGGAACGAUUGGCUGUUUGAUGAGGUUGAUGGGUCACCAAUUGAAGAAAUUCCCGACGUAGAUGACCAACUUGAUCCGCUGCUCGCUUUUCCCCACGAUCAAGAGCAGAUGGGAUACGACUUGCGCGACAUAAUUGCUGCUGACAUGUGGAAUGACUUCAUCAAUCAUUGGGAUCAAUGGUGAUUUAUUGUGGUUCCCAAAACAGAUAUUUUUUUUGUUCUGUUGUAAUGAUAUCUUUGCACGGAGAAACCAUAUACUCCGUAUUAAGCAGCCGCUGCAGAUAAAGAAGCAUAUAUGUAUUAAAUUAGUUCUAAAAUCUCUUAACGAACGCAUGUUUGUUCCUGGUAUUUCAAAACUCUUGCAUUCUUUUGCUAACUGAUUAG